Zymoseptoria tritici IPO323 is the source of this 1459-nucleotide messenger RNA. RefSeq names its product fructose-bisphosphate aldolase (gene FBA1). NCBI's taxonomy places the organism in Eukaryota, Fungi, Ascomycota, Dothideomycetes, Mycosphaerellales, Mycosphaerellaceae. The record is from RefSeq and is a predicted model, not a curated record. The transcript is spliced from 3 exons. Gene Ontology annotation, biological process: gluconeogenesis; glycolytic process. Gene Ontology annotation, cellular component: cytosol. Gene Ontology annotation, molecular function: zinc ion binding; fructose-bisphosphate aldolase activity. The coding region runs from base 72 to 1151 and encodes 359 amino acids.
CGCAACACCCAUCAAGGUCUUCGUUACUUCAGCCUCACUUCCACCAAUACCACACACUCAAUCCAGCGAUCAUGGCCACCAGCAUCCUCAAGACCAAGUCCGGCGUCAUCUACGGAGACGACGUCAAGGCGCUCUUCAAGCACGCCCAGGACAACAACUAUGCCAUUCCCGCCAUCAACGUCACCUCCUCCUCCACCGUCGUUGCAUCCCUCGAGGCCGCUCGCGAUGCCAAGGCACCAGUGAUCCUCCAGAUGAGCCAAGGCGGUGCCGCCUACUUCGCCGGCAAGGGUGUUGAGAACAAGAACCAAGAGGCAUCCAUCGCUGGAGCCGUCGCCGCCGCUCACUACAUCCGCGCCGUCGCUCCAUCUUACGGCAUUCCCGUCGUCCUCCACACCGACCACUGCGCCAAGAAGCUCCUCCCAUGGUUGGACGGCAUGCUCGAUGCCGACGAGGCUUUCUUCAAGGAGCACGGCACUCCUCUCUUCUCCUCCCACAUGAUCGAUCUGUCCGAGGAGACCGUCGAGGAGAACCUCAACACAACCGCUCAGUACCUCAAGCGCGCCGCACCAAUGAAGCAGUUCCUCGAGAUGGAGAUUGGUAUCACUGGAGGUGAGGAGGACGGUGUCAACAACGAGGAUGUGGACAACAACUCCCUCUACACCCAGCCCGAGGACAUCCACAACAUCUACAAGACCCUCGCCCCAAUCUCCCCAUACUUCUCCAUCGCCGCUGGCUUCGGCAACGUGCACGGAGUCUACAAGCCCGGCAACGUUAAGCUCCGCCCAGAGCUCCUCCAGAAGCACCAGAAGUACGUGCAAGAGCAGGAGAAGACCAAGGAGGAGAAGCCCGUGUUCCUCGUCUUCCACGGUGGCUCCGGCUCCAGCAAGCAGGACUACCUCGACGCCAUUAGCUACGGUGUCGUCAAGGUCAACCUCGACACCGAUUUGCAAUACGCUUACACCGAGGGUAUUCGCGACUACAUGAUCAACAAGAAGGAGUAUGUCAACUCGCAGGUUGGCAACCCAGAUGGCGAGGAUAAGCCAAACAAGAAAUACUACGACCCAAGAGUGUGGGUCCGUGAAGGUGAGAAGACCAUGAGCAAGCGUGUCGCCGUGGCUCUCAAGGACUUCAACACUGCCAACCAGUUGUAGAUGUGCUCGUCCCGAUGUAGAUGCCAGAAGCUUGCCGAUUGAGUAGAUGAAAAAGCGAGUGGGAGCACUGUCAACGUUGUCUUUGCUUUGUAUCCAAGGAACUGCCAUACAGUCCAUUGCCACAGCCGCUCGUUACUAACCUCCUUUGGUCGCUGUUGCAAGGGCUCGUUGUCGAAUCGAUUAGUGGUUAUGUUGUCGCUUAUCGGUGCAAGGGUGUUGUAAUUGGCCGGUAUGUGCCAUGGCCGACAUCAUUGUAGGUUUAAUUAAACACUGCUCAUCUCGAUGAUAAUCCUUGUUCCUGGACGAAG